This is a messenger RNA of Rangifer tarandus platyrhynchus (Svalbard reindeer), 1470 nucleotides long. The record is from the annotation of a GenBank genome assembly. NCBI's taxonomy places the organism in Eukaryota, Metazoa, Chordata, Mammalia, Artiodactyla, Cervidae.
AUGGCUCGGGCCGCCGGGCUCCGCCGCGCGGCUCCGCGCGCCCUCCUGCUCCCGCUGCUGCUGCUGCUGCUCCUGCCGCUGCCGCUGCUGCUGGCCCGGGCCCCGCGGCCGCCGGACGCCCCCCGCCGCCACCCCGUGAGCAGAGGGCCGGAGCCGUGGCUGGAGGCCCCUCCCGACAGCGAUGCCCCCGCCCUGGCCGCCCAGGAGGCCCUCCCGCCCGCUGGCCGCCCCAGACCUCCCCGCUGCGGUGUGCCCAACCCGCCCGAUGGGCUGAGUGCCCGCAACCGACAGAAGCGGUUCGUGCUGUCGGGUGGGCGCUGGGAGAAGACGGACCUCACCUACAGGAUCCUCCGGUUCCCAUGGCAGCUGCUGCGGGAACAGGUGCGGCAGGCGGUGGCGGAGGCCCUCCAGGUGUGGAGCGACGUCACGCCGCUCACCUUCACCGAGGUGCAUGAGGGCCACGCCGACAUCGUGAUUGACUUCACCAGGUACUGGCAUGGGGACAACCUGCCCUUUGACGGACCUGGGGGCAUCCUGGCCCACGCCUUCUUCCCCAAGACCCACCGAGAAGGGGACGUCCACUUCGACUACGAUGAGACCUGGACCAUCGGGGACAACCAGGGCACAGACCUCCUGCAGGUGGCGGCCCAUGAGUUUGGCCACGUGCUCGGGCUGCAGCACACGACAGCUGCGAAGGCCCUGAUGUCCCCCUUCUACACCUUCCGCUACCCGCUGAGCCUCAGCCCGGACGACCGCAGGGGCAUCCAGCAGCUGUACGGCCGGCCUCGGCUAGCUCCCACGUCCAGGCCCCCGGAUCUGGGCCCUGGCACCGGGGCGGACACCAACGAGAUCGCGCCGGAGCCGGACGCCCCACCGGACGCCUGCCAGGUGUCCUUUGACGCGACCGCCACCAUCCGCGGCGAACUCUUCUUCUUCAAGGCAGGCUUUGUGUGGCGGCUGCGUGGGGGCCGGCUGCAGCCCGGCUACCCUGCGCUGGCCUCUCGCCACUGGCAGGGGCUGCCCAGCCCUGUGGACGCGGCCUUCGAGGAUGCCCAGGGCCACAUCUGGUUCUUCCAAGGAGCUCAGUACUGGGUGUAUGAUGGCGAGAAGCCGGUCCUGGGUCCCGCGCCCCUCUCUGAGCUGGGCCUGCGGGGAUCCGCGGUCCACGCGGCCCUGGUGUGGGGCUCCGAGAAGAAUAAGAUCUACUUCUUCCGAGGCGGGGACUACUGGCGCUUCCAGCCCAGCGCCCGCCGCGUGGACAGCCCCGUGCCGCGCCGGGCCACUGACUGGCGAGGGGUGCCCUCGGAGAUCGACGCGGCCUUCCAGGAUGCUGAAGGCUUCGCCUACUUCCUGCGUGGCCGCCUCUACUGGAAGUUUGACCCUGUGAAGGUGAAAGCCCUGGAGGGCUUCCCCCGCCUCGUGGGCCCCGACUUCUUCAGCUGUACCGAGGCUGCCAACACUCUCCGCUGA